AUGUCCAUGAGGAGCCCUGUUUCUCCCUACCUGGAGCUCAAUGGAGCGGGCAGCAUGGUGAACUGCAGCAUCAAGACGGAGGAGAAGAAGGAGGGUGUCUGUGAGUCCCCACCUGGGGCUGCCCCCAGCACUGAGCCCCGUCCCAACGACCCACCAGGGCCACCCCCGAGGGAGGGCACUGACCCCCAGCCCCUGCCACAGGAGUCCUGCUCCCCAGCCAGCGAUGCCCUGGAGCCCCGGCGCUCUGCCUUCGAGCCGGCUGUCGGCAGCCAGGAGAAGCUGGACUUCAACAGGAACUUGAAAGAGGUGAUGCCAACCAUUGAGAAGUUACUGUCCAGUGACUGGAAGGAGCGGCUGCUGGGCCGGAACCCCACUGAGUCCAAGGAAGUGAAAGGAACCCAGGAGAGCCUGGCAGAGAAGGAGCUCCAGUUGCUUGUCAUGAUCAACCAGCUGUCCACGCUGCGGGACCAGCUCCUGACAGCCCACUCAGAGCAGAAGAACAUGGCAGCCAUGCUCUUUGAGAAGCAGCAGCAGCAGAUGGAGCUGGCACGGCAGCAGCAAGAGCAGAUUGCCAAGCAGCAGCAGCAGCUCAUCCAGCAGCAGCACAAAAUCAACCUGCUGCAGCAACAGAUCCAGGUCAACAUGCCCUAUGUCAUGAUUCCUGCCUUCACCCCCAGCCACCAGCCUCUCCCUGUCACUCCUGACUCCCAGUUAGCACUGCCCAUCCAGCCCAUCCCUUGCAAACCAGUGGAUUACCCGGUGCAGCUGCUGCACAGCCCCCCUCCUCCCACGCUGAAGAGACCCGCCGGCUCGGGCCACCUCCAGAUGCAGGAGACCUCACAGCCACUGAACCUGACAGCCAAGGCCAAAGGUUCUGACCUCCCCAGUGCCUCCAGCUCGCCCAGUUUGAAGAUGAGCGGCUGCCAGUCCCUCACACCAAGUCAUGGGGCCACCAGGGACCUGCAGACCAGCCCGUCCAACCUGCCUCUGGGGUUCCUGGGAGAAGGUGAUGCCAUCACCAAAGCCAUCCAGGACGCGCGGCAGCUGCUGCACGGCCACAGCGGGGCCAUGGAGGGGUCACUGAGCAACCCCUACCGCAAGGACCACGUGGGGAUCGACUCUUCUCCAGUGAAGGAGCGGAUGGAGGAGACCCCCGCCCACCGGCUGGAUGAGGCCCUCUUGACCUGUGAGAUGGAUGGCUCACGGCACUUCCCUGAGUCCAGGAACAACAACCACAUCAAGAGGCCCAUGAACGCCUUCAUGGUGUGGGCGAAGGACGAGAGGAGGAAGAUCUUGCAGGCCUUCCCAGACAUGCACAACUCCAGCAUCAGCAAGAUCCUGGGCUCCAGGUGGAAAUCCAUGACAAACCAGGAGAAACAACCCUACUAUGAGGAGCAAGCCCGGCUGAGCCGGCAGCACCUGGAGAAAUACCCUGACUACAAGUACAAGCCCCGGCCCAAACGCACCUGCAUCGUGGAGGGGAAGAGGCUGCGGGUGGGCGAGUACAAGGCGCUGAUGAGGAACCGGCGGCAGGACGCCCGGCAGGGCUAUUUGAUCGGGUAA
Molecule: messenger RNA, 1563 nt
Organism: Chaetura pelagica (chimney swift)
Lineage: Eukaryota; Metazoa; Chordata; Aves; Apodiformes; Apodidae
Gene: SOX13
Product: SRY (sex determining region Y)-box 13
Exons: 13
Coding region: 1-1563 (520 amino acids)
Biological process (GO): cell fate commitment; regulation of transcription by RNA polymerase II
Cellular component (GO): nucleus
Molecular function (GO): RNA polymerase II cis-regulatory region sequence-specific DNA binding; DNA-binding transcription factor activity, RNA polymerase II-specific
Source: RefSeq, a predicted model, not a curated record